AUGGCCUCUCUUAAUAACUUCUUCAUCGUGACCUUAAUCGCCCUUACAGCGCUUCCAGCUUUCACCCAUGCCGCCAAUUGUACAAGUGAUGAGCAGUCAAUAGUGGACAACGUGUACUCCGAACUGUCCAGCAGUAGCGCGUGUGGAAGUCUGGUUGCCGAUUCGGGUGCCACAUCACUUGACUACUGUAUGAAAAGCGACUGCCUUUCAGUGCUCAGUGACGCCGUGCGGCAGCUGCCGGAUUGUACCAGUGACGAUGAAAUCGAUCGCAUGACCGGAUUAAUAAACGUCCUCGCGUACUGUUCCGACGUGAACGAAGUGCUCGAUCGCUCGUUCUCGACUUCAGCAAGCGGAAGCGAUAUUAGCAGUGGCCCCGUUUCGUCUGGCACCUCCAAUGUUUUUGUUGCAACAGGCAUCAUGGUUACACAGCUCUCAGUCGCUCUCUACUUAAUCGCAGUUUCAGUGUGA
Molecule: messenger RNA, 468 nt
Organism: Plasmopara halstedii
Lineage: Eukaryota; Oomycota; Peronosporomycetes; Peronosporales; Peronosporaceae
Product: Elicitin
Exons: 1
Coding region: 1-468 (155 amino acids)
Cellular component (GO): extracellular region
Source: RefSeq, a predicted model, not a curated record